Molecule: messenger RNA, 1473 nt
Organism: Hippocampus zosterae (dwarf seahorse)
Lineage: Eukaryota; Metazoa; Chordata; Actinopteri; Syngnathiformes; Syngnathidae
Gene: aldocb
Product: aldolase C, fructose-bisphosphate, b
Exons: 9
Coding region: 173-1264 (363 amino acids)
Biological process (GO): fructose 1,6-bisphosphate metabolic process; glycolytic process
Cellular component (GO): cytosol
Molecular function (GO): fructose-bisphosphate aldolase activity
Source: RefSeq, a predicted model, not a curated record
GCCUCCGUUAUGACGCAAUGCACUCUCCGCCCCGCCCCUUGCCCAGCUUCCCGAGGAUUUUGUAAAGCGUCACGUCGCUCUGCAGUUCAGUCGGUUUCUGCACGGAAGCUCGGCAUCCUCCACCGCCGACCUCUUCUCUUAACUUCGCACGUCCUCCCACAAGCCAGCCACCAUGACUCACCAGUUCCCCGCGCUGACUCCUGCCCAGAAGAAGGAGCUGCAGGACAUCGCCCUGAGGAUCGUGGCCCCCGGCAAGGGCAUCCUGGCUGCCGAUGAGUCCACCGGCAGCAUGGCGAAGCGCUUCACUCCCAUCGGCGUGGACAACACGGAGGAGAACCGCCGGCGUUACCGCCAGCUGCUGUUCACGGCCGACGAGCGCAUCGACAGCUACAUCGGCGGCGUCAUCUUCUUCCACGAGACGCUCUACCAGAGCACCGACGACGGCACGCCCUUCUCCAAGCUCAUCAAGGACCGCGGCAUCGUCGUCGGCAUCAAGGUGGACAAAGGCGUUGUUCCCCUGGCCGGAACCAAUGGCGAGACCACCACUCAAGGUCUGGACGGGCUGUCGGAGCGCUGCGCCCAGUACAAGAAGGACGGCGCGGACUUUGCCAAGUGGCGCUGCGUGCUGAAGAUCAGUGAGACCACGCCCUCCGAGCUGGCCAUCUUUGAGAACGCCAACGUGCUAGCGCGCUAUGCUAGCAUUUGCCAGCAGAACGGCAUCGUUCCUAUUGUGGAGCCAGAGAUCCUCCCCGAUGGAGACCACGACCUGAAGCGCUGUCAGUACGUCACCGAGAAGGUCCUCGCCGCCGUGUACAAGGCUCUGUCGGACCACCACGUUUACCUGGAGGGCACGCUGCUCAAGCCCAACAUGGUCACUGCCGGACACGCCUGCCCCAGCAAGUACAGCGGCGAAGAGAUCGCCAUGGCAACCGUCACUGCCCUGCGGCGCACCGUGCCACCCGCCGUCACCGGCGUCACCUUCCUGUCGGGCGGCCAGUCCGAGGAGGAGGCCAGCGUCAACCUCAACGCCAUCAAUACCUGCCCCCUGGCCAAGCCCUGGGCGCUCACCUUCUCCUACGGCCGCGCCCUGCAGGCCUCGGCCCUGCAGGCAUGGAAAGGGCAACUCAGCAACGAGAAGGCCGCCACCGAGGAAUUCAUCAAGCGUGCUGAGGCAAACGGCUUGGCCGCCCUCGGCAAGUACGAGUCCUCCGGCAGCGGCGGCGCAGCGGGACAGUCCCUCUACGUGGCCAAUCACGCCUACUAAAAAGGAAUCACGUGACCUAGUUAGACUUAUAUCUGCUCUGCUAUUAAAACCUGAAACCCUUCCUCCCCACGCACUUCCUCCAUUCACGCAUCGCAGUGAUUAAAACUUUAGGUGUUUAAAAGCAAAGGGGCACAUUGAAAGGGAGCUGCUGUAUUUUUAUGAUCGAAUAAAUCAAAACGGUUGAAAAUAUUUUGGGUGGAAAGGACCCC